AUACCCCACCAACUUCUCUGUUAAAAAUACACUCACUCUUACCUCAAAUCCACACAGAAUUAUCCUGCUAAAGCAAAUAAAUCCGGGACAGAAGAAAAAAUGGCUACCCAGUUGAUGAAGAAGUCUGAAAUGGUUACUUUUGCAGCAAAGGAAGGUGCAGAAGUGUACCAUGGCGAAGAGAACUGCAAACAGAAGGUACUGCAGGUUCUCCAAGAGGCAGGACUUCCCAGAGGUUUAUUUCCUCUGGAUAAUAUAGUGGAAUGUGGGCAUGUUAGGGACACAGGCUUUGUAUGGUUGAAACGUCCCAAGAAAAUUGAAUACCGGUUUAAAACCACAGGAAACCUGGCUUCUUAUGCUCCUGAGAUGAGUGGUUAUAUGGAAAAGGGAAAGAUGAAGAAGAUAAGUGGAGUGAAGGUGAAAGAGCUUCUUAUGUGGUUCGCUUUGUGUGAGUUGAGCAUUGAGGAUCCAAACAGUGGAAUGAUUUACUGCAAAACUGCUGUGGGUGUGGGCAAAAAUGUGCCAAUCAAGGUCUGGGAGGAGGAGUAUGAUAAGUAUAUGUGUAAAUCGGAAGCAAAAUCCAAUGCCUGACUGUUGAUCUGCUUUUAGUACUAUGCUUUAAGUCAAUAAUGGGGAACUUGCAUAUGAAACUUAUUUUGCUUAGCUACUGUACUGGUCACGUUUCCAGCGAUCUUUAUGGUGACAUAAUAGAGUUUUUAUGGUUGUGUUUC
This is a messenger RNA of Cryptomeria japonica (Japanese cedar), 728 nucleotides long. RefSeq lists its product as uncharacterized. The record is from RefSeq and is a predicted model, not a curated record. NCBI's taxonomy places the organism in Eukaryota, Viridiplantae, Streptophyta, Pinopsida, Cupressales, Cupressaceae. Bases 100 to 588 code for a protein of 162 amino acids. The transcript has a single exon.